Molecule: messenger RNA, 2174 nt
Organism: Phodopus roborovskii (desert hamster)
Lineage: Eukaryota; Metazoa; Chordata; Mammalia; Rodentia; Cricetidae
Gene: Nop9
Product: NOP9 nucleolar protein
Exons: 10
Coding region: 70-1992 (640 amino acids)
Biological process (GO): endonucleolytic cleavage in ITS1 to separate SSU-rRNA from 5.8S rRNA and LSU-rRNA from tricistronic rRNA transcript (SSU-rRNA, 5.8S rRNA, LSU-rRNA); endonucleolytic cleavage in 5'-ETS of tricistronic rRNA transcript (SSU-rRNA, 5.8S rRNA, LSU-rRNA); ribosomal small subunit export from nucleus
Cellular component (GO): nucleolus; 90S preribosome; preribosome, small subunit precursor
Molecular function (GO): RNA binding
Source: RefSeq, a predicted model, not a curated record
CGUCAGCAGUGCGCCGGCGGCCGUGGGAGCUGCACCCGGGCAGCGUGGAGGAUAGGUUCAGAAGCACGCAUGGGGCUGGGUCCGCGUUCUGCUCACAAGGCGCGGCGCCAGUUCCAGGGUGCCUGCCGACGGGGACGUGCGGCCCGGGGUUCGGGGCGUCCCCCUCCGGGCCGCGAUGGGUGUCCCCGGCCGCCAGUGGCGGCUGCGCGUGCGGAGCAGGCCCCAGAAACUCUCCCGCACCUGAGCCCGGAGGCGCUCGGGUAUUUCCGACGGGCGCUGUCAGCGCUGAAAGUGGCUCCCGAUGCCCCGGAAGAACGAGACUUGAUGGUGCGCAAUAUUUUGAAGGAAGUGGAGGAUCAGGCUCUAGCCUUGGCCACGAACAGGACUGGUAGUGAAAUGCUGCAGGAACUUUUGGGGUUCAGUCCUUUGAAACCUCUGUGUCGAGUGUGGGCUGCUCUGCGCCCCAACCUGCGCUUUGUGGCCUGUCAUCGGUGUGGGGUUCACGUUUUGCAAAGUGCUUUGCUGCAGCUGCCUCGAUUGCUGAGGAACCCUGCAGAAGCAGAAGAGGAGGAGGAGGUGGAUGAGGAUGGGAAGCAUGGUCCCUUGCAGACGACUCUGGAGGAGCUAGUCCUGGGGCUAGCCGCUGAGGUGUCUGAUGACUUUCUUUUCUUCUGUGGAGAUACACAUGGCAGCUUCGUGGUCAGAACUCUGCUGCAAGUGUUAGGAGGUACUCUUCUGGAGCCUGAGAGAGCCAGGUCCCGUGUUUCCCAGUCGUCUGAAACACAAAGGACCUCAGCUCGGGAAUGUAAGCCCACUGAUUUUGAGGUUCCUAAAACCUUCUUGAAUAGCCUCCAGAACCUGAGUACCUGCUUUCUGAAGGACAUUGCAGUAUUUAUCACUGACAAGAUCUCCAGCUUUUGUCUUCAAGUGGCCUUGCAGAUCUUACAUCACAGAUUACCACAGCAUUGUGCCCAACUCUGUGAUGCUAUAAUCGAUUACCUGAGUUCUCGUAAUUCUUCAGCAGGUGGCAGCCCUCUGCUCCUGUUUCUUCGGGAUCAGACAAGCUCCAGACUCUUGGAGCAGGUGCUGCUGGUGUUAGGACCGGUGAGGCUCCAGCGCCUCUUUGAGGAUCACUUGCGGGGUCAGCUGCAUUCCUUGGCUGCACAUCCCAUUGCUAACUUCCCUCUGCAGCGCUUUCUGGAUGCAGUCACUUCCCCCGAGCUGCUGUCCCUUGUGUUUGAGGAGCUGAGCCCUGCCCUGGAAGCUGUGCUGGCCCAGGGCCACCCAGGGGUAGUUGUCGCUCUGGUGGAGGCCUGCCGCAGGGUUGGGACUCACCAAGCCCAGGUUUUGCAGCUGUUAUUGGAGGCGUUCCACUGUGCAGAGCCCUCAUCCCGGCAAGCAGCCUGUGCGCCUCUCUUUGCCUCUUUGUUGGCUUAUGAGGUAUACUAUGAACUAAUGGAAGAGGAGGGGGCAGUGCCUGCAGAACAUCAGGUAGAAAUGGCCACAACCAAAGCUCUGAGGGAAGUGACAGUACUUGGGUCUCUACUGCUCCAGCACUUGUUGUAUUUCUCCAACCCUGGACUUGUACUUCGAAGUCUGAGUGCCUUGACAGGACCACAGCUCCUGGCUCUGGCGCAGAGCCCUGCAGGCUCUCACGUAUUUGAUGCCAUCCUGACUAGCCCCUCUGUGACGCACAAGCAGCGUCGUCGUGUGCUGAAGACACUAAAGGGACAGUAUGUGGCUCUUGCCUGUAGUCGCCACGGCAGCCGUGUAUUAGAUGCCAUCUGGAGCGGAGCAGCUUUGGGGGCCCGGAAGGAGAUUGCUGCUGAACUGGGAGAGCAGAACCAAGAGUUGAUUCAAGAUGCUUUUGGCCACCAUGUGGCCCGAAAUGUGGCCCUGACCACCUUCUUGAAGCGACGAGAGACUUGGGAACAGCAGCAGAGUGCUGUGGCCAAGCGGAGACGGGCAUUGAACUCUGUACUUGAAGACUGAGGCCUCACGGCCUGGGAGGAGGUAUUGAUGGGAGGAUAUGCUUAUCCUUCCUGCUUUAAGUUGGAGUCACAAGUCUCAUUGGAGCAGAUGGAGUAACACACAGAAAACUGUAAACCUACUGCUUGUAAGGUUGUAACAAGAAUUUCAAGAAUUCACUGCAAUUAAAGAUGUGCCAACAAGCA